Psylliodes chrysocephalus is the source of this 825-nucleotide messenger RNA. Lineage: Eukaryota; Metazoa; Arthropoda; Insecta; Coleoptera; Chrysomelidae. The record is from the annotation of a GenBank genome assembly.
AUGAUUAAAAGUUUAGAUUUUAGCUCUUUGAAUUUGUCGCAUAAUAAGAAAAUUUUAAGCAAAUUUGGAAAUCCACCAGAUAGUUCUAAAUUUGAAUUCAAAUCGGCAUUUGAUUUGCUGAAAGAAGAACUAUUGAGUGGCUGUAUUUUAAGUUAUAAUGAAAAAUUAGAUGAAAUACUUAAAAAUGUAAUUGUACCUAGAAAAAUUAUUGAAUUUACCGGUCAUUUUGAUUCUACCACUCCAAUAUGUUUAAAACUUAGUGUAUCAGUUCAACUGCCAAAAAGUUGCGGAGGUUGUGGGGGCGAAGCUUUCUAUAUAAGCACAAAUGGUAAUUUUUCGAUUGAAAAAUUAAGAGACAUAGCUUUCGAAUUUGUAGAAGAAUUCUCGAGGGAUACAGAAGUGUUCAAUGUUGAAUAUAUUUUAAGUCAUAUUUUUUACACAAAAGUAAACAAUCCAGUUGAAUUUUUGGCCUGUAUUUUCGAAUUAGAAUUAUUUUUAAUGCAGAAACAAGUCCGUUUACUAGUUAUAGACAGUAUUUCUUAUAUUUUGCGACAAAUGGAAAUACCAGAGAGAUUCAAUACGAUAAAUAAAAUUUUUCAACUACUAAGAUAUUUGUCUGACAAAUAUAAUUUGGUUGUUCUAAUCACAAAUUUCUGCACGACUAGAAUAAACCAGGAUGAAGCAUAUACUGUUGCAUCGUUUGGAGACAGUUUUUACCAUUUUGUCAACUCAAGGGUUUCAUUUUCUAAAAAGGCAAACACUUUUUAUGGAAAAUUAAUGAAAAGUGUAGUUAGUGAUGUGAGAGAAGUUGAUUUUAAUUUGUGA